Messenger RNA from Phyllostomus discolor (pale spear-nosed bat), 1921 nucleotides. RefSeq names its product lumican (gene LUM). The coding region runs from base 254 to 1273 and encodes 339 amino acids. The transcript has 3 exons. NCBI's taxonomy places the organism in Eukaryota, Metazoa, Chordata, Mammalia, Chiroptera, Phyllostomidae. Gene Ontology annotation, molecular function: protein binding. The record is from RefSeq and is a predicted model, not a curated record.
GCACUUCGUUAGAGAGCAGAGCGUUCACAUGCCACACCACAAGAUCCCCACAAUGACAUAACUCCAUUCAGAGACUGGCGCGACUGGGCUGGGUUUUCCCCCUUCAGCUCUUGUAUCACUGAGAAUCUGGCAGCCAGUUCCGUCCUGACAGAGUUCACAGCAUAUAUUGGUGGAUUCUUGUCCAUAGUGCAUCUGCUUUAAGAAUUAACGAAAGCAGAGUCAAGACAGUAAGGAUUCAAAGCAUUCACCAAAAAUGAAUCUAGGUGCAUUUACUUUCCUCGUGGCACUCAUCGGUGGUGCCAGCAGCCAGUACUACGAUGACUACGACUUCGUGCUGUCAAUGUAUGGGCGAUCCUCACCAAACUGUGCCCCGGAAUGUAACUGCCCUGAAAGCUAUCCAACGGCCAUGUACUGCGAUGAGCUGAAACUGAAAAGUGUGCCAAUGGUGCCUUCUGGAAUCAAGUACCUUUACCUUAGGCAUAACCAGAUUGACCACAUUGAUGAAAAGGCCUUUGAAAAUGUGACCGAUCUACAGUGGCUCAUUCUAGAUCAUAAUCUUCUUGAAAAUUCCAAAAUAAAAGGAAAAAUUUUCUCUAAACUGAAACAGCUGAAGAAACUGCAUAUAAAUUACAACAAUCUGACAGAAUCAGUGGGCCCACUUCCCAAAUCUCUGGAGGACUUGCAGCUCACUCAUAACAAGAUCAAGAAGCUCCGUCCCUUUGAAGGGCUGGUAAACCUGACCUUCAUCCAUCUUCAUCACAACCAACUGAAAGAUGACGGCAUUUCAGCUGCUUUCAAAGGUCUUAAGUCACUCGAGUACCUUGACUUGAGUUUCAAUCAGCUAACCAAACUGCCUUCUGAACUCCCAAUGUCUCUUCUAACUCUCUACUUAGACAACAAUAACAUCAGCAACAUUCCUGAUGAGUAUUUCAAGCGCUUUAAGGGGCUGCAGUAUCUGCGUUUAUCUCAUAAUGAACUGGCCGACAGUGGAAUACCUGGAAAUUCUUUUAAUGUAUCAUCCCUGCUUGAGCUGGAUCUCUCCUAUAAUAAGCUUAAAAAUAUACCGACUGUCAAUGAAAACCUUGAAAACUAUUACUUGGAGGUCAAUCGACUGGAAAAGUUUGAUGUGAAAAGCUUCUGUAAGAUCCUGGGACCGUUAUCCUACUCCAAGAUCAAGCAUUUGCGUUUGGAUGGCAAUAAUAUCAGCCAUACCAAUUUGCCACCUGAUAUGUAUGAAUGUCUACGUGUAGCAAAUGAAAUUACCAUUAAUUAAUAUCCGCUAAUUUCAAUUAUAUUGAAGUAUAUCCUGGAGCAACAUUUUAUGAUUAUAUUUUUUGGUGUUUUGGUUUUCAUAGUAUUCAAUUUUGUAGUUGUUGUUUAUUACUUCCAUGAAUUUUAAAUUCUGAGAGAAAAUGUUUUGUAAACACUUUACUAUUUUAAAAAGAAAAGAUGAAAAGCAGGCCUAUUUCAUCACAAGCACAGACACACAUACAACAACUUAAUGCUUUAUUUGGUGAUUUAGUGUUUUUUACAUCUCUACUGUUAAAUGAUGUGUGAAGCCUUUUACUGGUUGCAUGGAAGUCAGCUGAGUCUUAUAAUUUCUAAAUCUUAACUUAAUGUGCCCAAAAGUAUGGACUACGUACAUAUGAAUGUUUACUGCCUUGAAUCAAAUUAUCUUAAUACAUUCAAACUUGUUUGGCUGAAAUGUAAAGGGUAAAUUUUGAGACCAAUGAUUUUAAAAAAUAUUAAAGUUCAUGGUCACAUACAUUUAAAGCAGAAGUUUUAGUAUUGAGAAUUUAUAUAGUUACCUAAACUUUUCUAUAAUUAUUUUCUACUUUAAGUCAUGUGUAUGUUUCCUUUUUUUAUUAUUUGCAUGUUAUGUUUAACAAGCUAAUAGCAAAAUAAAACAUAGCAAAUGGCA